This is a messenger RNA of Megalops cyprinoides (Indo-Pacific tarpon), 3207 nucleotides long. RefSeq names its product PRP3 pre-mRNA processing factor 3 homolog (yeast) (gene prpf3). Lineage: Eukaryota; Metazoa; Chordata; Actinopteri; Elopiformes; Megalopidae. The transcript is spliced from 17 exons. Gene Ontology annotation, biological process: mRNA splicing, via spliceosome. Gene Ontology annotation, cellular component: U4/U6 x U5 tri-snRNP complex. Bases 166 to 2286 code for a protein of 706 amino acids. The record is from RefSeq and is a predicted model, not a curated record.
UUCCUUGUUCGCAACGCUCCCGGAAAGUUCGUGGUUGAUCAAACUAGCUAACUGUCUAGCUAGCACCUGUGGGUCGUUUGCUUUGAUUUUUUUUUGUUUUUAUAGUCCCUACAACCGGUAAUCCUUCUCAGGCGGCCACUCGCGUUCAAUCGUUGAGCCCCCAGCAUGUCUCUGCCGAGGCGGGAGGUGGAGGAGCUGCGCCCGUGGGUGGAGCGCACGGUGAAGAAGGUGCUGGGCUUCUCCGAGCCCACCGUCGUCACGGCAGCGCUGCACUGUGUGGGCAAGGGCCUGGACAAGAGGAAGACCACAGACCAACUCCGACCGUUCUUGGAUGAGUCGGCGGGGGGCUUUGUGGAGAGGCUCUUCGAGGCGCUGGAGGAGAGCCGUAGCUCCCGUGGCAACAAGACCGGAGGGGAGAAGCAGCGGAAGAGAGACCUGAAGGAUGUGUUCGGGGACGACACGGAGGCGGGUCGAGACCCACCCGCUGGUGCCGAAGGGGCGGUGAAAAGGAAACGUGUGCCUCGCUUUGAGGAAGUGGAGGAACCAGAAGUGCUGCCAGGACCCCCGCCAGAGAGCCCAGGCAUGCUCACGAAGAUGCAGAUUAAACAGAUGAUGGAAGCGGCGACCAGACAGAUUGAGGAGAGGAAGAAGCAGCUGAGCUUUGUGGCACCUGUGCCUGCCCCCCCGAGGCUGCCCAGCCUGACCACCCCACAGGUGGACCCAGCUGCACACCUGCUGCCCUCCGCGCCACCACCCCAGGCCACCUCCCAGUCCAUCCCGCCCUCCCAGGCCGCCACCUUCAUGAACGACGCCAUCGAGAAGGCCCGCAAGGCGGCCGAGCUGCAGGCCCGCAUCCAGUCCCAGCUGGCCCUCAAGCCCGGCAUCCUCGGGGCGCUGGGCACGGGCUCGCACAACCUGGUGGCCCUCGCCAACCUGCACGCCAUGGGCAUCGCCCCCCCGAAAGUGGAAGCCCGGGAGGUGACAAAGCCGACCCCCCUGAUCCUCGACGAACUCGGGCGCACCGUCGAUGCCAGCGGCAAGGAGGUCGAGCUCACACACCGCAUGCCCACUCUGAAAGCCAACAUCAGGGCGGUGAAGCGUGAGCAGUUCCGGCAGCAGCUGAAGGAGCGCCCGGGCGACGACCUGGAGUCCACUUCCUACUUCGACACCCGCGUCGCCGCGGCGCCCGCCCAGCGCCCCCGCAGGGGCUUCAAGUUCCACGAGCAGGGCCGCUUCGAGAAGAUCGCCCAGCGCAUCCGCACCAAGGCCCAGCUGGAGAAGCUGCAGAUGGAGAUCGCCCAGGCGGCUAAGAAGACGGGAAUCCAGGCCUCCACCAAGCUGGCCCUGAUCGCCCCCAAGAAGGAGCUGGGGGAGGGCGAGGUGCCCACCAUCGAGUGGUGGGACUCCUACAUCGUGCCCUCCAACAUGGAGCUCACCUCUACCACAGUGCUUGACGAAAUGGAAUUAUUUGGCGUCACAAACCUAGUGGAACACCCUUCCCAAAUCAGUCCUCCAGUGGACACAGAUAAGCCGGUGACUUUAGGGGUGUACCUGACCAAGAAGGAACAGAAGAAGCUGAGGCGGCAGAUGCGGCGGGAGGGGCAGAAGGAGGUGCAGGAGAAAGUCAGACUGGGGCUCAUGCCCCCUCCAGAACCCAAAGUGCGUAUAUCCAAUCUGAUGCGGGUGUUGGGUACCGAGGCUGUACAAGACCCAACGAAGGUGGAGGCCCAUGUCCGAGCACAGAUGGCCAAGAGACAAAAGGCACACGAGGAGGCGAACGCCGCCCGCAAGCUCACAGCCGAGCAGAGGAAAGAGAAGAAGGUGAAGAAGCUGAAGGAGGACCUGAGUCAGGGGGUUCACAUCGCAGUGUACAGAAUCAGAAACCUGACAAGCCCAGCUAAGAAGUUCAAGGUGGAGGCGAACGCUGGCCAGCUGUAUCUGACAGGAACAGUGGUCCUCCACAAGGAUGUCAACAUUGUGGUGGUUGAGGGAGGUCCCAAAGCUCAGAAGAAGUUCAAGCGGCUGAUGCUCAGCAGAAUCAAAUGGGAUGAACAAACCAACUCCAAAAGAGAUGACGCUGAGGGUUCAGACGAGGAAGGAGUAAAGAAGAAGAACAAGUGCUCUCUGGUCUGGGAGGGCACGGCAAAGGAGCGCAGUUUCGGGGAGGUGAAGUUCAAGCAGUGUCCCACGGAGAACAUGGCCAGAGAGCAUUUCAAGAAGCACGGCACAGAGCACUACUGGGACCUGGCCCUGAGCCAGAGCGUGCUGGAGUCCAGCGACGACUGAGAGGGGCUAAAGGGCAGCCUGUGGGCAGGCCGAACCAGCGGCUGUCUCUGUGUCCGAGUGUUUGAGCAGUCUGAAAUGUUGUGGACUGUGUGUUUGUGUUUCAGGGUUUUGGAAGGGGUGGGUAUGCCUCUAGUGCACUGGAAUCCAGUGACAUCUUCAAGGGCAAUGAAAGAGUCUAGUUAAACAUUUGAUACGUUUCUGAUGUCUGUCUGACAACGGCUGUGUCUCCUGAGCGUGUAAACCUGCGUAAGAAUGGGUUUGUAUGACAGUAGAUCAGUCAGCGGCACACGUGUGAAUCUCUGGCAGUGUGGGUGUAUCAACCUACCAGUUUGUCAGAGUAUUGUGUGCUGGACUGUGAUCCUGCCUGUAAGUGUUACACUGCUGCUCUCAGCUCUACUAUUGAUCCACCUUGGCUGUAGUUUCUGGGUUUAGCCACACAGUGGCGCCACUUCCUUUAAAUGCUGUGCUAUAGGCAAGAAGUCUUUGCAAGUACUAUAUCUAAAUUUUGCUCCCAGCCUCAUUGUACAUUAUAGAAUUUGAACAUGUUUCUUUUACUCAUGCUGUACUGUACUGGCAAGAAAUAAUCAAUCCAUCAGUGUGAAGAUGAAUGCUGACAGAAACAAAAUGACCUUUUUUGUGGCUGCUCUCGGAACUUUUCAUUGAUUGCCUAAUUUUCUUUCAUUUUGAAACCUCAGUCAAAUUGAAGAUGUUUGCUAAAUUGAUAAGUAUUUUGCCAAUGUCAGAUAUACACCACUUAAUUGAGGAGUGUGGGGAGUGGGGAUGUAAAAGAUGGAUUGUCCUUUUUUUUUUUUUUAAACUGACUCAUUGUUUCAGUUUCAGUGAUAUUGACUAAGAUUAGGACAUGCUGGCACACUGAUGGUAACCAUUGUAAAUGUGUACAUAUUGCGAGGAAAACACACG